GCGGUGAACAACCAGACCAAGGACUUCAGAUCAACCACCAGUGGUGGCCAUAGUAUAUCAUCUUGGUACAAAUAGCCCCAGUAUCUCAAAGAUACAGAUAUCAUCACAGAGCAAAUAAACAUAGCAGGCCUGCCUAGCGCACACACAGAGUAACUUACCAUGGCUGCCAGUGUCCACCAUCUCCUUGUGCUGCUCCUAGCCUUCACAGCCUUCAAUGGCAGCUCUGCGGCAUCUCGUCCUCUUUUGGACACGGCAGCUGCACCAGAGGCCACACCAGCUCAGCGUUCUACACCGGAAGCUCCAACAACACCGCCUCCAAUGCCUUCCAUUCCCGCAGUUCCAAAACUGACAAUGCCGCCAAUACCAUUCAUUCCUAUCCCGAAGGUCGCCAUGGCACCAACCGCCCCUGGCACAGUUCCAUCUCUUCCGAUUCCGGCGAUCCCAACCACCAUGCCGACCAUUCCUACUUUGCCUGUUACCAUGCCACCAAUGCCCUCAGUUCCAAUUACCAUUCCAUCCAUUCCGAUCACAAUACCAACAACUAUCCCUACCAUUCCUGGGUUCCAGAUGCCACCUAUUCCAUUCAUGUCCCCACCUCCGCAAACCACCAGCCCAUGA
Triticum dicoccoides is the source of this 618-nucleotide messenger RNA. Its product is annotated as leucine-rich repeat extensin-like protein 5. Bases 160 to 618 code for a protein of 152 amino acids. NCBI's taxonomy places the organism in Eukaryota, Viridiplantae, Streptophyta, Magnoliopsida, Poales, Poaceae. The record is from RefSeq and is a predicted model, not a curated record. The transcript has a single exon.